AUGAGUCACCAACAAGAAAUAGCAGGAAGCACUCCUAAAGAAACUUUAUACAUAAAUAACUUGAAUGAUAAAAUCAAUCAAGAAGAUAUGAAAUAUGGAUUAUACUUCUUAUUUUAGCAAUUUGGAGAAAUACUUGAUAUCAUAUUAAAAAAGUCAAACACUUUGAGAGGAUAGGCAUGGAUUAUUUUCAAAGAUAUUACUGCUGCCACUAACGCAAAAAAGAAUUUGAAUGGAUUUUUAUUUUUUGAUAAGGAAUUGAAAAUAAAUUUUGCAAAAUAAAGAAGUGAGAUUUUAGACAAGUUAGAAGGAAGAUGGGUUCCAAAAAAGAAGUAAAAGAAAGAAAACAAUAAUAAUGCUAAGAAAGUAGGAGAAUAAGAAAUAGGCACAGAACAAAAAGAAUAGUAGCAACAAAAGCAAUAACUAUAAUAAAUUCCACUUAAUAUUUAGCAAAACGAAUUAAACUAGCCAAAUAAUGUUCUUAUUUUAGAAGAUUUACCUUCUUUCGUUACAACAGACAUUCUUAAAGCACUCUUUGGCUAAUAUCCAGGAUUUAAAGAAGUUAGACUAAUUGCACCUAGAAAAGUUGCAUUUGUAGAAUUUUCAUAAGAAGACGAAGCUACAGUUGCUCUCAAUGGCUUAUAAAACUUUUAACUUACUCCUCAAGUUUUUUUAAAGCUAAAUUAUGCUAAAUUUUGA
Tetrahymena thermophila SB210 is the source of this 696-nucleotide messenger RNA. RefSeq names its product U1 small nuclear ribonucleoprotein A. Gene Ontology annotation, molecular function: U1 snRNA binding. The record is from RefSeq and is a predicted model, not a curated record. The transcript has 4 exons. Gene Ontology annotation, biological process: mRNA splicing, via spliceosome. Gene Ontology annotation, cellular component: U1 snRNP. NCBI's taxonomy places the organism in Eukaryota, Ciliophora, Oligohymenophorea, Hymenostomatida, Tetrahymenidae.